Molecule: messenger RNA, 4161 nt
Organism: Guillardia theta CCMP2712
Lineage: Eukaryota; Cryptophyceae; Pyrenomonadales; Geminigeraceae
Exons: 2
Coding region: 1-4161 (1386 amino acids)
Source: RefSeq, a predicted model, not a curated record
AUGAUGCGAGGGGAGCACCGGAAAGUUAUGGUGAAGGUAGAGGUGAAGGAAGAGGCGAAGGAAGAAGCAAGAGACGUCAUGAUGCAGGAGGGUAGCUCCACGGAACACACAGAGGACGGCCAACCAUCGGGUCAGGAGCGAGAGUUGAAGAGGAGGAGGAUCGAUGGUUCUCGCUCAGAUGACGAAACUGACGAAUCUGCGGGAGAGGAGCAUGAGGAGACUGAGGUCCCGAACUUCUACAGCACUAGGAUCGUACAACUCAGGAAUCUCCUCCAAGAUAUUGAUGUGAUGGUGCCCCAAAGCCGCAGACAGGAGCUAGGUGGGCUGACAGAGCUGUGCUUCCAACUCCAGCAGAUGGUCCAGAAGUCGAAAGUCUGCUUGCUGGGAACGAACGGGGUUGGAAAAAGCUAUCUGAUCAACGUAUGGCUCAUGAUAACCUCUUGCCUGCCAUCCGAGUAUGAGCAGUGGAAUUGGAACCAGAAAUCCUCGCUCAUCCACGAAAACGUUAAAUCAUUCUUGGAGAAAACAGGCUUGACCAAGGAUGAUGUGAAGAGGAUUGAUGACACGACAUCAAGUCGAACGAACGACAUUGAUGAUAUGAUUGGUAGCCUGACCAACAUCAUUCACCCUGAGCGCACAGGACUCUCUGGUGAUGGCCAGGCUUACUUGUUGCCCAGUCAGGAGCUCGGCACCAGCAACACUACUUGCGCUAUCACCUUGAUUCACUCCAAGUGCUUUUGCAUGCUUGUGGAGUACAGGAGCAAAGAGGAGCUACUGAAAGACGCGGACCAGUGGCUGCUGCAACCGAGGUGUAGGGAGUCGGAGCCUGACUAUGACGACACGUUGCAGGAGGAAGAGAUACAAAGCUGGAUCGAUCGAUACAACGCUGUCGUUGCAGAUCAGUACAGCGCUUCUGAAUUUGGGAUUGUCCCUGAGUAUGUCAAAAGCAUCGAUGAUGUUCAGAUGAAGCCAGAGCUUGAAAAACUCGCAGGUCGUCGGAACCUUUAUGUAGGCAAAGGAAGAGAUCUGCACAAUGACAGAGCUUUCAUCAGAGAGCUUCUGGUCAACCUUCAAAACAGUGAGGAGUUCAAAGUUGCCGUCAAGUCCGUCAUAGUUGGUGUCCCCAGCGCGAUUCUUGAGGAGGUGGAUCAGCUGACAGACUGCCCAGGUACGAACGAGAAGGAUACUUUUUUGAAAGCUGCAACAAGAUCAGCAAUCGAGGAUCAUGAUGUGAUCGUGAUCCUUGCAGACAAGGCACUUCAAGCGCAAGAAAGCAGCAUGAAACCACUUUGUAAGAGUGAGUUCUUGAAAAACAUGGUGAGGCAUCCAGAAAGGUUCAAAAUUGUGGUCUUCUUCUGUAAUGAGAACAGUAAAAAUCUUGUCAAGUGGAGUCAACAAAUCAUAGGAGAUUCAGUUAAGGAUCAGCCAAAUCGUGAAGUUAUGCUUUCAAAGAGCAAGGUCUACAUGUAUCAGAUAUUGGUGCAGGCAUGUCAGAAAGCAAGGUUGGACAGAGUGAUUGAAAGGGCCAAGGAAAUCAGCGAAUCGAUUUUAUACACUCACAUCUAUCCUUCCCUGUACGCUGCCAUCGAGUUUGACAAGACGUGGCGAGAUCAGAACGCACCUGAGCUGUCGCGCAUCUUCAACUACAUCGACAGCGAAACGAUGAUGGGAGUAUUCCGGAAAUUGCAUGCCAGGAACCUGUCGAAAGCUGCGCCGAACCUCUUUGAACGAAUUCAAACUUUCAUGGACGAGCUCCUGAGGAAUGAAAGCCAGGCAAGCGCAGUCAGUCCGGUGCAAGCAGACACGGCGCUGCUUGAAGGAGCUCGAGAGUUCAAGAAGCUGUUCAAGUUCCACUCACGUACAAUCAAGCAAGUGAAGCAGAAGACACUGCCGCUCGUCGAGGGGCUUCGAAAACACUUUCUUGGGAGCGAACAUGUCCCUGAACAAAGAAAUCAUCAAGUAGAAAAACUAGAAGAUAGGAUCAGAACGUUCAUCAACAAGGAUCGCAACGGCGCUUUCGAGAAGAACUUCGUUGAAUUCUUCAGUGCGUUAGUCGACGAACUUGACAUCAGGGAGAACAACAAAGUCUGGAUGUCGAGCAAGUGGGCCGGGAGGGGGGAAGAGUGUCACUUCUACCCUCAGAUUUCUGGUUUCUUCGACGAGUCAUUGCAAUAUGAACACCUCAAAGAAGUUCUCACACAAUUUCUGUCUGAGAUGGUGGCAGAUGGCAUCAAAAUGAUGGAAGAAUUCAUGUCGGGGGAUUUCUUCCCGGAGUACAAAAAGUCUGCAAACUUCCCGAUGCUCUUGAAGCAAUACAUCAAAGAAACGCUGGUUGACGACCAGCUCGCUAAGGCGAAAGAAAGAUUCUUCGAUUUCGGCAGCGUGACCCAGAAACUGUCAAAAAGCAACUUCGAGACCAAGAUCAUCAGCGAAGCGACGCAGAAAGCAAUCAAAAAGUACCUCAAGGAACUCGAGAAGGAUCUGAAAACCUUGACUAUCGUCGAGUACAAGGCGAACCUGAAGGCAGGAGCUCAACGCCUAUUAGCUUAUUUCUCGGAUUUGUGUUUGGAACAGCUGAUGAAGAAGGCAGAGUACGCGUAUACCCUCCUCGUGUCACGCUUCAUUACUCUGAGCAAGAGAAACCAACCGCCCAGGAUCUCCUUUCCCAUCGCUUGCUACGAGUUCGCCACCUACGUGCUUACUAACUCUGGGGAAGACUGCAAGCCCUUGACCCAGGACGUGAUCGACCUCCCGACCAUCUGCAGGCAGAUGACGGAGUGCAUCCCGCGCACGCAAGCUGACAAGUACGAGGAGGUAGUUGGGAGGGAAGUCGCAGAGGCCAUGGCCAGGAGGAGGAUGCACAGAGAGCUGGACGGCAGUCAGCGAGAGCACGGAAACCUCCUGCUGGGUCCAAGCUUGAAGCCUAUCAAGGAUAGGGUGUCACAAUCUGCUACGAUGCUACAACUGCCUCUUGCCAUCGAGGCCGACAAGGUGGAGGACAUGCUGAGGGAGCUCAAGCAGAACAAGCUCAAGGUCUGGCCGAGCACGGAGAAAGUGAACGCAGGAGAGAGCGGGAGCAUGUGUCUGUUCGAGGCCAUCGCUCACAACAGGUGGGAAGGUGAGAUGCACUUGAAGGAGAAGAUGAUGCAGCUGAAGAUUCUUUUCUGCCUUGAGAUGUCGAGGAGCAACGAGACAGCUGAAAGUAGAGCAGAGUUCGCGGAGACAUACCGCCACGUCAUCCCCCAGCAUCUCGACUGGAAGCGAGACUGGAAGUCAUACCUGCAGGAGGCGGAGAAGGACGACUGGGCUGGCGACUUCUUGUGCUUGGCGGUCUUGAUGGAGAGGCUGUUCAAGCAGCCCUGUAACGCCCUCGUCUGGUGCCCAGGAAUGCCGAGCGUGCUCAAGACAAACGACAAGUUGGAGCCCUACUAUCGCUUCGCUGUCUUGUCGCAGGAGAACGGGCACUAUGACUUCAGGAUGGUGACGUCCAAGGACAGGAGGCUGGAGGAGCCGCAGAACCAGGAGGAGCUGCAGGGCGCGGAAGAGCCACAGGAGAAGGGGAGAGAGAGGUACACCCUCAGGUCGCGAGCCCCGUCAGCAAUGCUGCUCUUCACCUUCAAGGUGCUGGAGUGCGAUCGCUUCGAGGACCUGUGCAGCAUGGCGUUGGAGCUUGGCAUCAAGAUCCACAUCCCCAGGUCCCAGCUGCUAGCCAUCGAUAAGGACCGGCCGGGCUCACAGAGGAUGACAGAUCUGAACAUGUACAUCAAGGAGAUGUGCGUCAAGAAAUCGUCGCUCUUCCAAGUCGGAAAGCCAGGACAACAUCGAAAACGACGAGACAUCGAGGAGGACCCGUCGCUGGAUCAGCUCGUCAGACUAGCGCAGUUGCUGCAGAACGAUGAAGUCGUCAUCGUGGUAGCCGAAGAGGACGAGAAGGUCUACGGAGACUGCAUGAAGGCCAGGGUCCCAGUGUUUCCCUCAGGCUUCGGUAGCAGGCGAGGCCGUACUGGCUCGGGAGCAGUCAGCAUGUCUGACUUGCUCCAGAGAUUGCAGAGCCGCUCGCCUGAGGCUCCAGCAGACCGUGUGAAGUUCCUGCAGGAGCAGUGGGACGAGAAGUGCGGGAAGAAGCGGAAGAUUUCACAAGAAGGAGCUGCUGGCUGCUGA